CGAGCGCGCACUCGCACUCGCACGCACACGUACGUGCUUUCUUUCUCUUUGGCGACGGAGUGUUUGUUUGAAGCUGCUGGUUGUGAUUGUGAUGAUGGAAGGGCGCGGAUGGAUUUCAGUCUGUUUCUUUGUAAGCGUGUGUUUGUAUGUGUGCGCGCGCUUCUGUGCGCGUGCCUGUGCAUUUGUUCGUCCUUUCUCUCAGGCGACGUGAUGAGAAAGAGCGAGAGAGAGAGAGAGAGAAGGAGAGUAGGUGGGUGAUGGUGAUGCUGGAGGUUUCAUCACUGAAUAUUAUAAAACUACUAUGCAGUCUCCUUUAACUGUUGCAUCACUUGCCACUGCUUUUUCGCCCAUUUUACAAAUCAGAACCAGCAUUGCAAAAAGCAGCCGAUUUCGGUAGAUAAGAAUGGUUUGCUUGCCUGGAUUGUCCAUGUCGCGAUUCGAAGCCGUCUACCACGCUGCCGAGAACUUGUCUGACAGAUAGACCCUCAUGAUGAGUGUUCCUGUUAGCCAACCAGCUAAUGCCACUCUAGCUCCUGCUGUUGUGUCUCCUGCUGCUGUAGUAAAGAAGUUCAAAGCUACAGAUGUUGCUGACAACACCAAGACGGUGUUACCUCUGGCACCAGGGACCGUACCCAUUGCCACUUCACAAGGUUUCCCAGGAGGAAUCAGUCUGACCAUUUCCAAUGGUGUGAUCAAUGUGAAAACUGCAGGGAUGCAAGGAGACAACCAAGCAGCAGCAGCAGCUGCAGCUGCUGCAGCACUAGGUAUCAGACCUGCUGCAACCAGUGCACUACCGGCCACUGUCACCAUGGUGAAGGGUCAUAUUGGUAACAUAGGAAAUCUAAUCAGUCCAGUUGGAACGUCCCAAGUUGCCACCUUGCCACCAGGUGUCACUCUGCCACUGAAGAUAUCCAAUGCGCAAGCUCUUCAGUUCCGUGCUCCUAGCAUUAUGUCAUCCAAUGCUGCUAUGCAAAACUCGCUUACUGUGAAACAGGGGCAGGCUGUGACAGUUGGCAUGGCACCAAACCGUCACGCUGUUGCAGCAGCUCAGCAUGGACCACAGCCGAUUCGGAUUCAGCCAGACAUAUCUGGAGUGACCCAUGUUAGUCACACACUGGUUCCCGCCAUCAUGCAGACCGUGAAUUCCACUUCUCAGUCAACGAUGACCGCCAACCUUGUUCAAGCUGUACCGGCUCCCAUGAAACAGGCCAACAACGAGAGUAAAGACAAAUUGCAGGAAAUGUCAAAGGUCUCGAUAUCGUCGUCUGUAACUGCACACACGCUUCCGAUCACAGUUACGUCUGUUCCGAUACAGAUGACCUCCAAGCAUCUUGUCACCAGUAGCAACAGUUUACCUGUCCAUAAGCUGGCCAAUGCAAACACAGCUACUGCUCAUAUGGUUCCCAGUUGCACUUUGGCAACCGGACACAAAAAGCCCUCCACGACAGCAACUCAUGUUCAUAUGCUUCCUAAUGUUCCCACCACAAACCACCCAUCCAUCCAUAUGGUUCCUGUAAGUAGUACCACUACUUUUGCGCUGAACAAUUCAACUGCCCCCUCCAUAAGAAUGAUUGGCCCGGCUGUUACGACACCCAUUCAUGUUGUGACCACGCUAACGACGACGGCUCCUGUAAUGAGGGUGGCUUCUUCAAUCGCUUCCACUUCUGCCAACACCAAGAAGUUGUCCACCGUUCCGUCGCUGCAGGGAGCAGUCAAUAGCAGCUCUGCUGCCACCCCACUUCAAAUGGUUCAUCCAGGAUCUGCUUCUGUUCCUAUGCAAAUAGUUACCUCUCUCUCCAACCCCAUCAUUGCAACAAUGUCCCAGCCGUCCCAACAGCAACAACAACAGCAGCAGCAACAACAACAACAACAACAACAGCCACAACCACAGCCUCAGCUGCAGGCUCAACCCCAAUCCCAGUCUCAACAGCCCCAACUCCAACUCCCGCCGCCGCCACCGCCACCACCUCCACCACCAGCUCAAGUCCAGCUACAUCCACAGGCCCCAACCCAAAUCCAAGCUUCUGUUCAAGUCCAAUCCCAGAACCCAGUCCAAGUCCAGCCUCCUCAAUCUCAGACUCAGGCCCAGCCAGACACCACGACGGACAUACCCCCUAAAGCUGCUGACACUGGCGGGAGUGUGGCUGACAAAGUGGAGGAGCUCACUACUGGUCCCAAAAUAAAGAUUGAACCUGACAAUGACCCAGUCAACAGCCUCGACUGGGAAAAUGGUAUAGCCACGCUUCCAGGUAGCAAUAUAAAGUUUCAAUUGAAUGAAUUCGGCAUAAUGGAAAUUGUAAAAGACAGUGAUCUCGAGUGUGUGGAGACGAUGGAGACUAGCAGUGACCCAGGUAGUGCUGACAGUGCCUAUACAGACACGAGCAGCAAACCAGAUUCCAGUACAACGAACCCUGAAUGUAACGAUUUGAGUAAAUGCUCAAGGAAAGAUAGCAGUGAGAAUUGCCAGUGUUCAAAUUGUAAAUACAAACUCAAACGCUCCAUAUCAGAGAAGGAUGAAUGUUUAGAGAGGAAGAAGAAACGAAAGCUGGUUCUAAGUCAGGGCAACGCAUGCGAUAAUAAUAAGCAAGCUGUCAUUAAGUGUGACAGUAACUGCAAACAGCCUGUUGUUGUCAAACAAGAGAAAGUAGAGGAAGAGGUGAAGAAGCCUAUCACUGCCAUAGCUGCUGGAAAGAAAUCAAAAGUUUUUACCUGGGCUCAGUAUUUGGAUCAAGAGAAUGCUGUAGGGGCACCGACCAAACUUUUUAAAGAGCCCUUUCCUGCAUUGAAGAAUGGUUUCAAAAUUGGUAUGAAGUUAGAAGGCAUAGAUCCAAAGCAUCAGUCUCUUUAUUGUGUUCUCAGUGUUGCUGAGGUAAGAGGGUUCCGAAUUCGGUUACACUUUGAUGGUUAUUCAGAAUGUUAUGACUUCUGGGUCAACGCUGAUUCAUCGUUCAUCUUCCCUGUUGGUUGGUGUGAAAAGAAUGGCCGUGUUUUGCAACCCCCAAAAGGUUUCAGUUCUGAGUCAUUUGUUUGGUCCGGUUACCUGAAACAUGCCAAAGCCUUUGCGGCACCAAAACACUUAUUUGUAAAUCUUCAUACACAGCCCAUUGUGCCGAACCUCUUCCGUGUAGGGAUGAAACUGGAGGCAGUCGACAAGAAAAACACAAGCUUGAUAUGUGUGGCAACAGUGGCUGACGUAUUGGGCGACCGCAUCUUGAUACACUUUGAUGGCUGGGAGGAUGCGUACGACUACUGGUGUGACCCCACUUCACCUUAUAUCCAUGCAGUCGGCUGGUGUAAGGAGAACAACGAAAUACUCUCCCCUCCGUGUGAUUGGAAAGAUCCAUUAAACUUUAGUUGGGAACGUUAUCUUUCAGAGAAAAAUGCUACAGCUGUACCUGCUCGAGCCUUUCGACCUCGUGCCCCUGUAAGCUUUGAGGAAGGUAUGAAAAUUGAAGUGGUCGACAAGCGCAAUCCUAUUCUUAUACGUGUUGCUACGAUAGCCUCAAUGUCAAAGCAUCGAGUGAAGAUUCACUUUGACGGCUGGUUGGACAUCUAUGACUACUGGUUGGACGAUGAUAGUCCAGACAUACAUCCACCUGGCUGGUGUAACAGAACUGGACAUAUUUUACAGCCUCCUAUUGAGACAACGUUACAGGACCGGUUAGGUUCAACUCGAGUUGAAGAAGGAACUAGCACCCCUAUUGGACAGCGACCAGCCAGAGCUAUAGAACCAUCAACGGUGACUUUGGAAAUGUCGAGGAAGUGCCCAACUCCUGGAUGUGAUGGGGUUGGUCAUGUGACAGGUAAAUACUCUGCCCACCACAAGCUGUCUGGCUGUCCCUUGGCUGAGAAGAACUUUCUGAAGAUGGCAAGCAAAGUGAAAGAGGAACCGGAUGCCAGCACAGAUUCUUCAGAUACCAAGUCAUCGUUGCCUGCUGUUGUCUCUGGCCCUGGACGGAAGAAGAAAAAAUCUGAGAGAAAUCAACGCGAAAAGAAUUGUGUGUUAACGGAUGAGAGUCAUUCCCCUGAACCUACUGAAUCACAAGAAUUCCAACCAGCUAAGGACGGAAGUGCCAAAGCAUCUGCUGGUACUACUCAGAGUACUGAACAGCAAGAAUUCCAGUCUUCUGAUGACAGGAGAUUUAAAUAUCUUUUUCCGAAUAAAGUGAAAGAGGAAAAAGAAGAUAAAAGUUGUGAGUAUUUACAUCUUUUCUCAUCUCCUUGUUAGUCACUAUUGGUUCUGUUAGUCUUUUAUUUUGGAAUGUUUAACAUCUCCAUCUAGAUCUUAGAGGUGUUCAGUGAAGCCCAUUCUGUUG
Molecule: messenger RNA, 4316 nt
Organism: Octopus bimaculoides (California two-spot octopus)
Lineage: Eukaryota; Metazoa; Mollusca; Cephalopoda; Octopoda; Octopodidae
Product: lethal(3)malignant brain tumor-like protein 3
Biological process (GO): negative regulation of DNA-templated transcription
Cellular component (GO): nucleus
Molecular function (GO): zinc ion binding; chromatin binding; histone binding
Source: RefSeq, a predicted model, not a curated record